AUGGUGAAACCUAAGGAAAAUUCUGACUGCAACUCCUCUAAACACCCUCCUGAGCCUGAGAAUGAUUCUUCUUCUUCUUCUGACACUGAUCCUGCCAAUAUUCCUUCUGAUAUUCCUGCUGGCUCCAAUAUCCAGACUCUCUUUGUCGUCAUCAAUCCUGAGGUCUACAAAAUGCCUUCUUCCGAUAUAUAUAUUGUUUUUGGUCAAAUCAAAGUAGAGGAUAUUGGUUCCCGGGAUCAGCUUACUGCUGCACAGCAGCUUGCUCAUUCUGCCUCUGUUCCUCCCAAGGCUUCUCUCGAUACACCUAAGGACUCUUUGCCUGAGGACGACGAUGCCGUUGAUCUUGACGACACUGACCUUUCUCCCAAGGAUAUUGAGCUUGUCAUGGACCAGACAAAGGUGUCUCGUGCGAGGGCUGUUAGAGCGCUUCGCGAGAACGACGGCGACAUUGUCAAUGCAAUCAUGUCUAUUGCCAUCUGA
Molecule: messenger RNA, 480 nt
Organism: Pneumocystis jirovecii RU7
Lineage: Eukaryota; Fungi; Ascomycota; Pneumocystomycetes; Pneumocystales; Pneumocystaceae
Exons: 2
Coding region: 1-480 (159 amino acids)
Biological process (GO): protein targeting to membrane
Cellular component (GO): nascent polypeptide-associated complex; cytoplasm
Source: RefSeq, a predicted model, not a curated record